This is a messenger RNA of Rhincodon typus (whale shark), 999 nucleotides long. RefSeq names its product probable G-protein coupled receptor 139. Gene Ontology annotation, biological process: G protein-coupled receptor signaling pathway. Gene Ontology annotation, molecular function: G protein-coupled receptor activity. Gene Ontology annotation, cellular component: membrane. The transcript is spliced from 2 exons. NCBI's taxonomy places the organism in Eukaryota, Metazoa, Chordata, Chondrichthyes, Orectolobiformes, Rhincodontidae. The record is from RefSeq and is a predicted model, not a curated record. The coding region runs from base 1 to 999 and encodes 332 amino acids.
AUGGCAUACCCAAUUGUAUGGCAAAUAGAAGAUAUUUUCUUUCCUCUUAUUUCAGCCAUUGGUGUUUCUGUUAACCUGGUGGCAAUAAUGAUCCUGUCCCACGGAAAGUGUGGUCUCUCCAAGUGCAUCACUUAUUACUUGAUUGGAAUGGCAGUGGCUGAUCUCCUUGUCGUUGUCUUUGAUGCCAUAUUGUGGAUCACUGUUCCAAUUUAUUUACCAAAUUCAUUUGCGAGACUUACUCCCAUGUGUAGUCUUUUUUCUGCCUUGGGGUCAGCAGCCACAGUGAUUUCUGUCUGGCUCACAGUCACAUUCACUUUUGACCGAUUUGCGGCCAUAUGCUAUGAGAGAUUGAAAGCAAAAUUUUGCACCGAGAGAACUGCAGCGGCAUGUCUAGUGACUGUGACAGUGCUGGGCUGUCUGGAAUCUCUACCCUGGUAUUUCAUAUAUGAGCCACGGUACAUCAUUGAUAAUAUUCCAUGGGGUUGCAUCCAGAAAUCGAGCUAUUUCAGUUCCCCUGCAUGGCUUGCGUUUGAAAUUAUCAAUGGUAUUUUAACCCCUUGUGUGCCAUUCUUUCUAAUCUUGCUGUUCAAUGCGUUGACUGUCAGGCGCAUUAUAGUGAGCAGUCAAAUCCGUCGAGGUCUCCGUGGUCAAAGAAGUGGAGAGAAACAUAAGGAUGUGGAGAUUGAAAACCGGUGGAAGUCCAUCGUUUUGCUUUUCAGUAUAUCGGCCAGUUUUGUGCUCUUGUGGGUGACCAAAGUUGUGUACAAUAUUUAUUCACGUAUUAGAGAUAUCCGAUUUUAUGACUCCUACACAGACCCUUGCUUUAUCACAGAUCGCACAGCGAAGAUGCUGCAAGUGCUCAGCUCCUGCACCAACACGUGUAUUUAUGCUGUGAUCCAGGCUAAAUUCAGGGAAGAGCUGAAGAAUGCAAUGACAUACCCCUUCAAGCAAAUCAUUAAAUUAUGGAACAGAUUGAAGAAUUUGAGUCAUGCAUCAUAA